CCCCCCACGAAGCCUGAGGAGCAGGCAGAAGAGAACGUGGAGGGGGUAAAAGCUCCAGUGUGUGAUUCCUGGAGGAGAUGGAUGUUGGGUCUCUUGCCUUUCUUUCCCUUUAUUGCAGCCAUUGCACUGACACUCCACUACUUAACAUCUCCGCCUUGCUCAGUGUUCUUUCUUGGAGGCAGCGUGGAGUUCCCAAACCUGAGCUUCUCCUCGGAGCUGGCUGACUCCACCUCUCCUCAGUUCCGCCUGCAGGCUCAGGCUUUGAACCAUUAUUUCUCAGACCUCUACAAGUCCUCUCCGUGGAGCCCUUACCACGUACGCUCAGGAAUUACUGCCUUCAGUGAAGGAGCAGAAGGGCUCGCCGUCUUCUACUGGAGUAAAUUCUCUGCCCCAGACAAUGUUGCGAUGGAAAUUCAGACCUCCAGCCCAGAGAGGCUGCAGCGGCGGCUUCCCGGCAGCAACAAGAUUCAGCGGGAAAGCCGCAACGAGCAGCGCUACUUUAUGCAGCAAGAUGAUGACAUACUUCAAUUACUGGGUUUGGACCCUGACGACUUUGAUCCAGAUGAAAGAUCUGACAAAAUCAAAAAUCCAAAUAGUAUCCAGGGCGGGAAAUGGCAGCUUGGCUUCCAAGCCAUGUCCUUUGACCUCUAUGCCAAAUAUGGUAACAACCGCACCCUGAGCCUUGUGAGUCCCAAGAAGCCAUACUACCAGUGGAGACUUCGUGUGCCAUCGGGUCACGUGGUUCGAUUGGUCGUCCUCACCCUUCAUGGCGCCACACCAGGAAGCUGCACCGCUCACAAGCUCUCUGCAUAUGACUUCUUACUUCCUUUACAGAACAAGAUAAUUGCCAGGUGGUGUGGGCUGCCUAUUUCAGGCUCAUCUCCGGUUAUGAAGCUGACAUCCUCUGGGAAUGUGAUGCUAGUCACGUUCUCUUUCAGCAGACAGAGGGAUGGAGCCAUCUUUAAAGCUUACUUCCAGGCCAUCCCAAAAGCAGGUUGUGGAGGGUCAAUUUCCUCCUGGAAUGGCUCUAUUUCCUCACCCUACUACCCUUCCUAUUAUCCUCCGAAUAUAGACUGCAUUUGGACACUGAGGGUGCCAUUACCAGGAUACCUGAUCUCCAUAACUAUUGUGACAAUGGACAUUCAGGAUUCUCCAUCAUCAGAUGGCUGUGAGAAGGACUGGCUGGACAUCGGAGGAGUGAAACUGUGCAAUCCAGUGUCAGACAGCGGCAAAAAGCGAGUCUACUCCUCUCCUCUCACCCUCCACUUCCACUCUGAUGAAUCUCUCACCAACAAGGGCUUCUACUUGCUAUACCGAGCCUUCGCCCCAGAGGGCACGUGCCCUCGCCAGUUUCGCUGUGGAGAUAGUCGCUGCAUCCCUCUGAAGAAGGUGUGCGAUGGAGUAAAGGACUGCUCAGACGGACGGGACGAGGCUAAAUGCUCAUCCUGCAAGCCAGGGGAACUGUUGUGUGGGAACAACCAGUGCAAACCUCAAAGCCAGUGUGUCAGUCAGAGCAUUUGUGCGGACAGCAGUGAGGAGGGCAGCUGUGGGGGUAAAUGUUACCACGUCUGUCCCAACAAGGUGUGUUUGUCUAAGUCGUCUGUGUGUGAUGGUGUCAUUGACUGCAAAGACCGCAGCGAUGAGCUCAACUGCACCAGAGCAUAUGUUAAAGGCUGCUCCUCAUCCUCCUACAAAUGUGCCAAUGGGAAGUGUGUCAGUAAGGUCAACCCGGAGUGUGACGGCGUUAAAGACUGCUACGAUGGCUCUGAUGAGCUGCGUUGUGGCUGUGGAACCAGGCCCAAAAAACGCACCAAGAUAGUGGGAGGGAGUGACGCCGUAGCUGGGUCAUGGCCAUGGCAGGUCAGCCUCCAGAUGGAUCGCUACGGGCAUGUCUGUGGAGCCACGCUGGUCUCAAACCGCUGGCUUAUCUCUGCUGCUCAUUGUUUCCAGGACUCUGACGCCAUUAAAUACUCAGAUGCACGUGCGUGGCGUGCAUACAUGGGAAUGCGUGUGAUGACGACAGGAAACCAAGGAGCAGCCACCAGACCGAUCCGCCGCAUCCUCCUCCACCCACAGUAUGACCAGUUCACGUCUGAUUAUGACAUCGCCCUCCUCGAGCUCAGCGCACCUGUUUUUUUCAGUGACUUGGUGCAGCCUGUGUGCGUCCCCGCCUCCUCUCACACUUUCACCACGGGGACCAGCUGCUAUGUCACAGGUUGGGGAGUUCUUAUGGAGGAUGGUGAAUUAGCCUCUCGCCUACAAGAGGCCUCGGUGAAGAUCAUAAAUAGAAGCACCUGCAACAAGCUGUACGAUGACGCCGUCACUCCCAGGAUGCUGUGUGCUGGGAAUCUGCAGGGAGGUGUGGAUGCAUGUCAAGGUGACUCUGGGGGUCCAUUAGUGUGUCUGGAGCGAGGCAGGCGGUGGUUCCUUGCGGGGAUCGUGAGCUGGGGCGAGGGCUGUGCCAGACAGAACCGCCCCGGCGUCUACACGCAGGUGGUCAAAUUCACCGACUGGAUUCGUCAGCAGACCAAAGGACAGGUCUGACCAAUCAAACGUCUUACUCACGUGAACUACACGACAGAGCUAACGCACAGGAAGGAGGUUUCAGACCUGAAGUCUGUCUUCAGAUUGUCGUCAUGACGGAUGGCAACACAAUGAGUCAGUUUUUGGCAGUGUGUCCAAGGCAUUGGGCCAGUGGGGGCAUCAUCCCUGUUCCAAACCUUCCUGCUUCCUCAUAUUCCUCAAACAACGGCAGCAAUGUUGCAUGGACAAAAAAGAAAACAAAAAUCUGAUCUUAAGCUGAUUAUCGAUUCACUUGUUUUGGCUUGCUGCAUUUAAACGCUAACACUGGAAUCCAAGACAAACAAUGUCACUCAAGAAACUAGUCCAGCUACAUAAAUUGCACUGCUCACUCUAGAGCUGUGGAAGGCUCUACAGCCUGCAACUUGCUUUAUGAAUUACACUCCCAAGCUCCCAUCAAGAGGCUGUUUUUUGUUUUUUGUUUUUUUUUUACAUUUGGUGAAGUUCCCUGUAAAAGUCUUCACAUUUGGCACCAAACACCAGCCUGUCGCAAUCACACAGGCUGGUACGCAUCAGGUUUCAGAGCAGAUCUGAGGUGGGCUACAUUAUCCUGUGCGUGUAAAUGUUGCCAAUUACUUCCUGUUUUUCCAUUCACAGCUACAUUGUUCACUGCAGAAACAAACCAUGUCCUGUGCUGCAUGCAGUCUUAUUGUGAAAAGAGUUCUUUCUUGAACAAUACAUGUAACCCUGUAUUUUUGUACUCAUUUGCAUUACCCCGUGUACUGUAUGCUACUGGAUGUGUUCACAGCUCACUCUGAGUUUAAGAGUUGUUCUUGUACUGUAUAUGUACGUCUGUGCAUUUGUAUAUCACACAGUCAUAGCUUUAUGUGCGGUAUAUGUUGUAACUGUAGAUAAGAGAGCAGUCCAUCCAUAGUAGGUGCUUUUCAGUUUUACUGUGAUUUAAUUUAUCUUAACGGUGCCACUUUUAUACUUUAUGUCCUAUUAAAAAGCCUCCACAUUAAACCUGAGGACCCAGUAAGAUUACCAUUACCAGACCUAAGUGAGCCUUUCUAUGCAGACACUUAAGGGUUUGGUCCAUUUCUCCAUCCUCAUUCAGCUCACCCCACCACCCAGUGGACAAGCUGUGCCAUUACAAUGUACCAUGUACAAUAUCCCCUGAAGAAAUGAAGAAUAAAAAAACUGCAAUUUACAUCAUUGUUAAAUAAUUCAUUUCCCUUUAUAUUAAAGACACAUUA
This is a messenger RNA of Pelmatolapia mariae (spotted tilapia), 3776 nucleotides long. RefSeq names its product suppressor of tumorigenicity 14 protein. The record is from RefSeq and is a predicted model, not a curated record. The coding region runs from base 82 to 2544 and encodes 820 amino acids. Gene Ontology annotation, biological process: proteolysis. The transcript is spliced from 18 exons. Lineage: Eukaryota; Metazoa; Chordata; Actinopteri; Cichliformes; Cichlidae. Gene Ontology annotation, molecular function: protein binding; serine-type endopeptidase activity.